AUGAAACAAGACAUGAAGAAGUUCAGUAUUGUCAUAAUUGUUACAUUCAUAUUUCUAGCUGACUUUGGUGUAAUAGGGGAUCUUGAAAUAUCAAAAUAUGGUGGUACACCAAAUUCAGAUAUUACCGAGGCUUUCAAAAAGGUUUGGGCUGAAGCAUGUAAUUCAACAAUUGCGGUUAAAAUUGUGAUUCCAUCUGGUAAUUACAGAACAAGUGGAAUAGAUGCUGAAGGUCCAUGCAAGGCUCCAAUUGAAAUUCAAAUUGAUGGAACAAUUCAAGCACCUUCAGACGUAAAUCAAAUUCAAAAAGGGAUUGAUCAAUGGAUCAGAUUUAGUACUAUGGAUCAUUUAACCAUAUCAGGAGGAGGAAUUUUUGAUGGUCAAGGUUUAAAUACUUGGAAAAAAGCUACAGCUGCUUGGAGCAAAAAUCAUAAAGCUGAUAACAAAGUUUCCAUGAAUUUUGGUUUUUAUUUUGUUAACAACUCCAUCAUCACUGGGAUUACAUCUAAGGACAGCAAAAAUUUCCAUUUUAUGAUUUUCGCCUGCGAAAAUAUCACACUUGAUGGCAUCAAAGUUAGUGCUCCUGGUGAUAGUACAAACACCGAUGGAGUCCACAUGGGAAAAUCAACUGAUGUUAAAAUUCUUAAUACCGACAUUGCUACCGGAGAUGAUUGUGUGUCAAUUGGUGAUGGUAGCAGAAAAGUACUUGUACAAAAUGUGAAAUGUGGACCUGGUCACGGUAUUAGUGUUGGAAGCCUUGGAAGGUUUACAAAUGAAGAUAACGUUGAAGGUUUUACUGUUAAGAAUUGUACUUUGACAAAUACUGAUAAUGGUGUGAGGAUUAAGACUUGGCCAUCUGGACCUGGACAAAUAACUAUUACUGAUAUGCAUUUUGAAGAUAUUAUCAUGAAUAAUGUCUUGAACCCUAUCAUCAUUGACCAAGAGUAUUGUCCAUGGAACCAGUGCAACAAAAAUAAUCCAUCAAAAAUACAGAUAAGCAAGGUUUUAUUCAAGAACAUUCAAGGAACUGCAAGAGCACAAGAGGGAGUGGUUCUUAUAUGCAGUCGUGGUGUACCGUGCAAUGGUGUGGAGUUGAAUAAUAUUGAUCUCAAAUUUAACGGACAACCGGCAAGAGCUGUAUGUUCUAAUGUCAAACCUAUAGUUACAGGAAAUGCUCCUACAUGUGAAGCUUAUGGUUCACCUCCAUCUCAAGCUAAACCCAACUGA
Lathyrus sativus (Indian pea) is the source of this 1224-nucleotide messenger RNA. Lineage: Eukaryota; Viridiplantae; Streptophyta; Magnoliopsida; Fabales; Fabaceae. The record is from the annotation of a GenBank genome assembly.